GAAAAACUACAAUCUGACGUAACGUCCGGUGAUUCCGUACAUCUGAUUAGUCCUGUCAUGAGUAACAGGAACCGGUAGCAGUAGGAUAUACUUCCUUAUUGGGUUUAAAGUGCCAGGUGUAAUAUACUUCCGGUGUCACCAAAUGCAUGGCUGCUCACAUGCCUGAACACAGCAUGGAAAUUCUUGGGACAGAAAUUGCAUGCACAUCUAAAGAACCUAAUCAGACCAGUGCCCCAGUGGAAGAAAAUACUGCUACAGAUAAGGAAUUGAAAGAAGAUAUUGAAGUGCAAGAAGAUACCUCUGAUAAUGCUGGCAUUUAUAGAUAUAUAAAGGAUGAUCUCUUUACAUCCGAGAUAUUCAAAGUUGAAAUACAAAACUUGCCCAAGUAUAUAGGAUUUAAUGACGUCAAGAAAUUUCUUGCAAAAUAUGGACUUAAUCCUCAUAAGAUAAAACUUAUGAAAAAGCAGACAUUUGCAUUUGUGACUUUUAAAAGUGAAGAGGAGAGGGACAAGGCUAUGAAAGUGAUACAUGGAGUUUUGUGGAAAAAUCGUACUUUAAGUGUUAGGCUUGCAAAGCCAAAAGCUGACCCCAUUAUGAAAAAAAGGAAAUUAGAUGAUGGUGAACAGCCAGAAAACAAGCGCCAGACUUUAAAGGAGGAAACUGAAGAAGAGCCACUCAGUAAGCAGAUUGCCGAUGUGGUGACACCUUUGUGGAAGGUUCCAUAUGAGGAGCAACUAAAAAUGAAGGAACAAGAGUGUGAGCAUGUGCUUCAACGACUAACAAAGGAAAUAGGAAACACUAACUCUGCUCUGUUACCGUGGCUGUUUGUGCAGAAGCAGAAAUAUAACAAAAUAUGUUGUCCACUAGAGGGUGUAAAACCAUCCCCAUCACAGACUGGAUACCGCAACAAAUGUGAAUUCCUUAUCGGUGUUGGUGCCAAUCAGGAAGAUAAGACUGUAGGAUGUAGGCUUGGAAAGUAUAAGGGUGGCACAUGUGCAGUUGUGGAGCCAUUUGACACUAUCCAUAUUCCCCCAAUAACCAAGACUGUUGUAAAGGCUUUCCAGGAAUAUAUCCGGGCAUCUCCAUAUGCGGUUUACAGUCCUGAAUCAUAUGAAGGCCACUGGAAGCAGCUGACUGUCCGUAGCACCAGAAAGGGACAGGUUAUGGCUAUUGUGUAUUUUAAUCCUCAGAAACUGAACAAGGAUGCCCUAGCAGAAAUAAAAGCGUCUCUUGCUAGCUAUUUUACUGAUGGACCAGGGAAAGACAGUGGCAUAACCUCUCUUUAUUUUGUUGAAGAAGGUCAAAGGAAGUCUCCGAAUCUAGAAGAUUUACCUGUGGAGCAUGUGGCAGGAGACAAAUAUAUCCAUGAAGAACUUUUGAGCCUUAAUUUUCGCAUUUCCCCUCACGCUUUCUUCCAGGUAAAUACACUUGCAGCAGAGGUUCUGUAUUCAACCAUUGCAGACUGGGCUCAGCUGGACCAGAGCAGCACAGUGUUGGAUGUCUGCUGUGGAACAGGAACCAUUGGUAUUUCAUUGGCUAAGAAAGUGAAGAAAGUUGUUGGAAUUGAGUUGUGCCAAGAGGCCAUCGCAGAUGCCAAAUUUAAUGCAGAGAUUAAUAAUCUCAGCAAUGUUGAAUUUCGAUGUGGAAAAGCAGAAGACAUCUUUCCUUCUUUAAUUAACUCUUUCAUAACACAGAACCCUGUGGCUAUAGUUGAUCCACCUAGGGCUGGUCUACAUUCUAAGGUAAUUAUCGCCAUUAGAAGAGCUGAACAUCUGAAGAGGCUGAUCUAUGUAUCUUGCAAUCCCAGAGCUGCAAUGAACAAUUUUAUUGAUUUGUGCCGUGCUCCUUCCAACCGUGUAAAAGGGCGAGCUUUUAGGCCGGUACGUGCAGUGGCCGUGGAUCUGUUUCCUCAAACCCCACAUUGUGAGCUCCUUGUCCUUUUUGAGAGGAUAGAAUAUUCAGAAGCCACAAGCAAGAAUUCCACUGUCUCUGAGGCCACUAGUGAACCCACAGAAACACCUGAGACCCAGUUAGAACAAGAGGGAGCUGUACUGUAGAAAGUCAAACACUUGCACAUAGCUAUAGCAGUCCAUUUGUCUUUUAGACUGGAAAGGCCAAGUGACUGAAGAGACUUGUGUAUUUUUUUUCUUUCCAUUGUUGUAUAAGAUGGAGGGAAAACUUGUAAUUGACUGUUAAGCAAUGUAACAAUAAGACUAAAGCAUUUUUGUGCUUAUUUCUAAAUCUUCACAAUUAUUUUACCUACAAUACAGAGACUGCUUGCAAUAAACAUUUUAUUUUAAAAUUGUAUUUGACUUAACCUUGGGUUUUAAUGAAAACUUAUACUGUUUUUCUUGGGUUACUGUAACUAAAAUUUACCUUGGUCUUACAAUUUUUCAUAUUAUUAGAGGCAAAAAUAAAAUAAAUGAUGAAAUACAAAUUUAUCACAAGCACAAAAGGUUUGUAAAUAUUCUAUGUGGUUUUGUUAGGCAACUUGUUUACUACAUAAACAUUUGCACCAUUCCCCAGCAUGUGCCAAGAAAAACAAUGAUACUUUUUCUUUAUUUCUCAUUUUAUGGUUAUUUUGCUAAAUCCACAUUAAAAAAAAAACUCCCAGAAGAA
This is a messenger RNA of Bombina bombina (fire-bellied toad), 2619 nucleotides long. RefSeq names its product tRNA methyltransferase 2 homolog A (gene TRMT2A). The record is from RefSeq and is a predicted model, not a curated record. The transcript is spliced from 12 exons. Gene Ontology annotation, molecular function: RNA binding; RNA methyltransferase activity. Lineage: Eukaryota; Metazoa; Chordata; Amphibia; Anura; Bombinatoridae. Gene Ontology annotation, biological process: RNA processing. The coding region runs from base 147 to 2057 and encodes 636 amino acids.